Molecule: messenger RNA, 3506 nt
Organism: Jaculus jaculus (lesser Egyptian jerboa)
Lineage: Eukaryota; Metazoa; Chordata; Mammalia; Rodentia; Dipodidae
Gene: Atp1a1
Product: ATPase Na+/K+ transporting subunit alpha 1
Exons: 23
Coding region: 118-3189 (1023 amino acids)
Biological process (GO): sodium ion export across plasma membrane; potassium ion import across plasma membrane; intracellular potassium ion homeostasis
Cellular component (GO): membrane
Molecular function (GO): P-type sodium:potassium-exchanging transporter activity; ATP binding; ATP hydrolysis activity
Source: RefSeq, a predicted model, not a curated record
AGCCCGGCUUCCCGCCUCCCCGCGCCCCGGGCCGGGAGCCGCUCUCCGUGCGCGCUCUUCGCGCUCUCUCCGUCCUCCGGCCGCGGGACCCGGCGCGGGCCAGCGAGCGCCGCCGCCAUGGGGAAGGGGGUCGGGCGUGACAAAUAUGAGCCUGCAGCUGUUUCCGAGCAUGGCAACAAAAAGGGCAAAAAGGCUAAGAAAGAAAGGGAUAUGGAUGAGCUCAAGAAGGAAGUUUCUAUGGAUGACCAUAAACUUAGCCUUGAUGAACUUCACCGCAAAUACGGAACAGACUUGAGCCGAGGCUUAACCACUGCUCGGGCAGCUGAGAUCCUGGCCCGGGACGGCCCCAACGCCCUCACGCCUCCCCCUACCACUCCUGAGUGGGUCAAAUUUUGUCGGCAGCUGUUUGGGGGGUUCUCCAUGUUACUGUGGAUUGGGGCCAUUCUUUGUUUCUUGGCCUAUGGCAUCCAGGCGGCCACAGAAGAGGAACCUCAGAAUGAUAAUCUGUACCUCGGCGUGGUGCUGUCAGCUGUCGUCAUAAUAACUGGCUGCUUCUCCUACUAUCAAGAAGCUAAAAGUUCAAAGAUCAUGGAAUCCUUCAAAAACAUGGUCCCUCAGCAAGCCCUUGUGAUUCGAAAUGGGGAGAAAAUGAGCAUAAAUGCAGAAGAAGUCGUGGUUGGGGAUCUAGUAGAGGUGAAAGGAGGAGACCGAAUCCCUGCCGACCUGAGAAUUAUAUCUGCGAAUGGCUGCAAGGUGGAUAACUCCUCGCUCACUGGUGAGUCGGAACCCCAAACAAGGUCUCCAGAUUUCACAAAUGAGAACCCCCUGGAGACGAGGAACAUUGCCUUUUUUUCAACCAACUGUGUUGAAGGCACUGCACGAGGCAUUGUUGUGUACACUGGGGAUCGCACUGUGAUGGGAAGAAUUGCCACACUCGCGUCCGGGCUUGAGGGAGGCCAGACACCCAUUGCUGCAGAAAUUGAACAUUUUAUCCAGCUCAUCACAGGUGUAGCUGUGUUUUUGGGUGUUUCUUUCUUCAUUCUUUCACUGAUCCUUGAGUAUACCUGGCUGGAAGCUGUCAUCUUCCUUAUCGGCAUCAUUGUCGCCAACGUGCCAGAAGGUUUACUGGCCACUGUCACGGUCUGCCUAACACUUACUGCCAAGCGCAUGGCAAGGAAGAACUGCCUGGUGAAGAACUUAGAAGCUGUGGAGACCUUGGGGUCCACAUCUACCAUCUGCUCAGAUAAAACUGGAACUCUAACUCAGAACCGGAUGACAGUGGCCCACAUGUGGUUUGAUAAUCAAAUCCACGAAGCUGAUACGACAGAGAACCAGAGCGGUGUCUCCUUUGACAAGACUUCAGCCACUUGGCUCGCUCUGUCCAGAAUUGCAGGUCUUUGUAACAGGGCCGUGUUUCAGGCUAACCAGGAAAACCUACCUAUUUUAAAGAGGGCAGUUGCAGGAGAUGCCUCUGAGUCUGCACUCUUGAAGUGUAUCGAGGUCUGCUGUGGAUCUGUGAAGGAGAUGAGGGAGAGAUAUACCAAGAUUGUGGAGAUUCCCUUCAACUCCACCAACAAGUACCAGCUGUCCAUUCACAAGAACCUGAAUACAAAUGAGUCUCGACACCUGCUGGUGAUGAAGGGCGCUCCAGAAAGGAUUCUAGACCGUUGCAGCUCUAUACUCCUCCAUGGCAAGGAGCAGCCCCUGGAUGACGAGCUGAAAGACGCCUUUCAGAAUGCCUACCUGGAGCUCGGAGGCCUCGGCGAGCGUGUGCUAGGUUUCUGCCACCUUCUUCUGCCAGAUGAACAGUUUCCUGAGGGCUUUCAGUUUGACACUGAUGAAGUGAAUUUCCCUGUGGAUAACCUCUGCUUUGUGGGGCUCAUCUCCAUGAUUGACCCUCCACGGGCUGCUGUCCCUGAUGCUGUGGGCAAAUGUCGAAGCGCUGGAAUUAAGGUCAUCAUGGUGACAGGAGACCAUCCCAUCACAGCCAAAGCCAUUGCCAAAGGUGUAGGCAUCAUCUCAGAGGGCAAUGAGACUGUAGAAGACAUUGCUGCUCGCCUCAACAUCCCAGUGAACCAGGUGAAUCCCAGAGAUGCCAAGGCCUGUGUUGUUCACGGUAGUGACCUGAAGGACAUGACCUCCGAGGAGCUGGAUGACAUUUUGCGGUACCACACGGAGAUUGUGUUUGCCAGGACUUCCCCUCAGCAGAAGCUUAUCAUCGUGGAGGGCUGCCAGAGGCAGGGUGCUAUUGUGGCUGUCACUGGUGAUGGUGUCAAUGACUCUCCAGCUUUAAAGAAAGCAGACAUUGGGGUUGCUAUGGGGAUUGCUGGCUCAGAUGUGUCUAAGCAAGCUGCUGACAUGAUUCUUCUGGAUGACAAUUUUGCUUCAAUUGUGACUGGAGUAGAGGAAGGACGAUUGAUCUUUGAUAACUUGAAGAAAUCCAUUGCUUAUACCCUAACCAGUAACAUUCCAGAAAUCACCCCCUUCCUGAUAUUUAUUAUUGCCAACAUUCCACUACCGCUGGGUACUGUCACCAUCCUCUGCAUUGACUUGGGCACGGACAUGGUUCCUGCCAUCUCACUGGCCUAUGAGCAAGCCGAGAGUGAUAUCAUGAAGAGACAGCCCAGAAACCCCAAAACUGACAAGCUGGUGAAUGAGCGGCUAAUCAGCAUGGCCUAUGGGCAGAUUGGGAUGAUCCAGGCCCUGGGGGGCUUCUUCACCUACUUUGUGAUUCUGGCCGAGAAUGGCUUCCUCCCCCUUCACCUGCUGGGCAUCCGUGUGGACUGGGAAGACCGCUGGAUCAAUGACGUGGAAGACAGCUAUGGGCAACAGUGGACCUAUGAGCAGAGGAAGAUCGUGGAGUUCACCUGCCACACAGCCUUCUUCGUCAGUAUUGUGGUGGUGCAGUGGGCCGACUUGGUCAUCUGUAAGACCCGGAGGAAUUCUGUCUUCCAGCAGGGGAUGAAGAACAAGAUCUUAAUAUUUGGCCUCUUUGAAGAGACGGCACUUGCUGCUUUCCUGUCCUACUGCCCUGGUAUGGGUGUUGCCCUUAGGAUGUAUCCUCUCAAGCCCACCUGGUGGUUUUGUGCCUUCCCCUACUCCCUCCUCAUCUUCGUGUAUGAUGAAGUCCGGAAACUCAUCAUUAGGCGACGCCCAGGCGGCUGGGUGGAGAAAGAAACCUACUACUAGUCCCUGUCCCGCAUGCCGUGGAGCACCAUGCCACACUGCACCCUCCCCACCCCUGUGUACUUCAGUCUUGGAGCUCAGAACUCCACCCUGGUAGGAAAGCACCGAAGCAUGUGGGAGCCAGCUGUCCUGGAAUGAGCAUGUAGCUGUAAUGGGGGGCGGGGGGAGGGCUGCCUGGAAACACCGUCUGUGGGAGCGAAACGACAGUGGGGAAGGUUUCUAUGUGCCUUUUUGUUUUUGUAAAAAAGGAAAACCUGGAAGGACUGAAAGAAUACAUUUUAUAUCUGGAUUUUUACAAUAAAGAUGGCUAUUAUAAUGGA